Guillardia theta CCMP2712 is the source of this 354-nucleotide messenger RNA. RefSeq lists its product as hypothetical. NCBI's taxonomy places the organism in Eukaryota, Cryptophyceae, Pyrenomonadales, Geminigeraceae. The record is from RefSeq and is a predicted model, not a curated record. The coding region runs from base 1 to 354 and encodes 117 amino acids. The transcript has 7 exons.
AUGGUGAAUAGACAUGGACAAGAGCUCGAACAACCGAAAGAGUUUCUUGAAAGACUCCUGGCAAUGAAGAUUGCAAAACUCCAGCAGACGAUUGACAGUCUGCACGCCUUGUCUUCAUCAUACGACAAGGGAACUGCGCUGCUUUCUGAGCUCCAGACCACAACCCCUCCGAGGCCGCAUGGCCCGAUGUCUACGUUGAUGUCGAGUGGGGUGGAUGGAAGGUUGCGAUUCGUCACAACGAGCAGCCCGAUCCUGCAGUUUGCAAACCGUCCGGACAUUCAAGCGAUCGGUAGCAGUGGAAAGCCUCUCAGGGUUCCGAUGACCGGCGAUGAAGACGACGACGACGACGAAUGA